Messenger RNA from Mizuhopecten yessoensis (Yesso scallop), 5753 nucleotides. Its product is annotated as phosphatidylinositol 3,4,5-trisphosphate 5-phosphatase 2-like. The coding region runs from base 284 to 3715 and encodes 1143 amino acids. Gene Ontology annotation, biological process: phosphatidylinositol dephosphorylation. Lineage: Eukaryota; Metazoa; Mollusca; Bivalvia; Pectinida; Pectinidae. The transcript is spliced from 28 exons. The record is from RefSeq and is a predicted model, not a curated record. Gene Ontology annotation, molecular function: protein binding; phosphatase activity.
GUUGGAAGCUGGUGUAGUGAGGGAUGAGCUACAUUGAUUGUCGGGACCUGGAAUAUGUAUGUGUUGUGGUGUAGUAAUAUAUAUAUUGAUUCAGCACUGGGUCUAACAAUCACAUGUUUUAGCUGUAAGUAAUGAUAAACUCCCGCCAUUGAUAACCAGUGUUGCCGUAGCACCAGACCUAGGCAGUUUUUGGAGAUUGUAUGUUUUAGUGUGCUAACAGAGCUAUAUAUCUGCCAGAUGAUUUAAGUUCAGUGACUGUAUCAGAGUUUACUUGGCCAUGUAAAUGGAUAUGCUUUUCUGUGGAUUUGCUGAGAGCGUUUGGCCAUGGGAUCGAAGGUGGACAAAGGGGGCCCGCCCUCGGCUAAGACAGAUCCACACCAGGAUGUCUGGGGCCUACUUCCACCGGGGCAUCACCAGACUAAGGGCUGAGGAAUUUUUACUCGGGGCCAAGGAGGAUGGUAGCUUCCUAGUCCGUGACAGCGAGACCUUAGCGGGGGCAUUUGUGCUGUGUCUACUAUACCAGUCUAGAGUGCAUCAGUACCGAGUUUUACCUGGAGCUGAUGGAAAACUCUCUGUCCAGGCUGAAGGUGGCAAUGUAGAACCUAAAUACAAUAAUCUAAAUGAGCUCAUCGCUGACUAUAUCAAAAAGGGGGACAAGAAUGGGCUCAUCUACGCAAUGAAAGUCCCGGUAUCUCCAGAGCGAGGCGAGGACCCAGACACAGGAUAUCAUCAAAUCUACAAAAAUGAGGAUGACUUUGAGGACAUAGGUCUUAUGCAGCAGCAACAACACCAAGUGAAGUUGCCGUCUUACGUAAACAUCUCUUUGGCUGGAGACAGCAGUAGUGUGACGGUUAACGGGCCUACACAACGCCUACAGAUGGAGCUCCUCAAAAACUUCUCCCGUCUCAACCUCACAGACUGUGAUACAGAAUUUACAGAUGUGCUGAAGAAGUACAUAGACAAGGGUCUGGACACUGAUGUCACUGCUAGCCAGUCAGGGGAGACAACCCUGCCUGAAUACCAGAGCAUUAUAGAGGGCGCUGCACGAGGUCUGAAGAGAGAAUUAGAAAGUUUUAUGAAAAAAAUGGCCAUCUUUGACGAAUUACUGGACAUUCCAAAUGUUUGUCCUGGGAUGCAGCAGAUGUCAGACAAGCAUAAGGAACAUGGCUCCGGUAUACCAGCGAUGUUGGAACUCAUGAGUAACUGUACGUCGGAUGUCAUGACAUUGGAGAGUAAGGUACAGGACACGGUGAGGUAUUAUGCUGUCUCUCACUACGACUAUGUGGAGCCAGAAACAGAAGACAAAGGGGUACCGGAUGACCUUACACCCUUUUUGUCUCCAAUGGGUAAACCAGUCAUUCCACGGAUUGAGUUUGAGGUGAAGACUCCGACGUAUAAGCAGACGGACAAAAUCACCUCCAAGAUGACUCUAACUAUAGACAUUCCAGCGGGUAAAAUGUUUGCCGUUAAACCUUCCAAGGAAAUCCUCGACUCCAACAGUCUCAUCACACACGACAGAAUUGUACAGUUGAUCAAAAGCUCAUCGGAUAACUGUCGCCUUGACCUUAUCUACGACACAAAGAAGAAGAUGACCUUCAUCUUCAACAGUGCACUUGUCCGGGAGAACUUUUGUCAUCGAAUCUUACAGAUGAAAAACAUGCAUUCCAAAGAUGUAGAAGUUGACCAGAUCUCCAUCUUCAUUGGAACAUGGAACAUGGGUGACAGUCAGCCAUUGAGUGGUAUUGCUCCCUGGUUGCGGUGUAAGGGCUGUAGUAAAGUGAAAGACCCACAAGUCCUGAGUGUGAUUCCCCACGACCUUUAUGUGAUUGGUACACAAGAAAGUGCACAGACGGAUAAGGACUGGGUCAACUUUCUCAAGAAAAACAUCAAAAGUAACUUCUUGUUGGAGGUAGAAGUGGUGGAGGUGUGUACGUUAUGGGGUAUAAGACUUGUGAUACUUUUAAAAAAGGAACUGAUGCACAACAUCAACAGGGUUCAAAGGUCAACUGUCAGAACAGGGAUCGCAAAUGCUCUAGGGAACAAAGGAGGUGUAGGAAUCUCCUUCUACUUCAGGGGUACCUCCUUCUGCUUCGUCAACACUCACCUGACGUCGGGAGACGAACGCAAUGCCAGACGUAACCAGAACUUUAAGGAUAUCAUUAAGGGGUUGUCACUAGGUCAGAAACAUCUCGGACUGACGGACAUCACAAACCAGUUCCAUCACUUGUUCUGGUUGGGUGACCUCAACUAUCGUGUGGAGGAGGAUAUACAGGUGCUGCUGAGGAAGCUGGAUGACAAUGAUAUAAAGAGUUUGCUGGCUAAGGACCAGCUACGACGAUCGCAGAAGGAACACAAGGGGUUCAAUGGUUUCCAAGAAGCAGAGAUUUUCUUUAAACCAACAUACAGACUUCCUAGGAGUGAGAGAAAGUGGAUUUACGACUGGAAGAAGGUCAAGAAGACGGGGGUUAGGAUAAAUACGCCGUCCUGGUGCGAUCGUGUGUUAUGGCGCUCCUACCCAGGAACAUACAUACAGAACCUUGCGUAUGGUUGUGCGGACAGUGUCCUUGGCAGUGACCAUCGUCCAGUCUUUGCCUUGUUCAACACAGGGAUUGCCUCAGACUUUGUGAUGAACCGGGACUCAUUGGCUGAAGAAUCUCCCACUAAAAUCGUGUUCCAGCAGAUUGAGGCUGAGCUGAUUACGUACUGCCGACAAACCUUCCAGUUAGAAUUCCAAUCCACAUGUCUUCCAGAAGUUGUGACGAGUAAGCCUAACAGCCGGUUCAAGGACUGUGCCCAGGGGUUUACCUGUCCAUUCUGGGGUAAACAGGAGAUACCUACGAUGAAGCCCCUGUUUGGAGAUGAAGACUUCCUCAAGGAACAACACAUUCUAAUAUCUGUGAGGUCAAAAUGUGGCGACAAUGAAUCCUACGGUGAGUGCGUUGUGGAGAUGAAAGGAAAGUUUGACCUCAUGCCGCAAGUCUUUGAGUUUGAACUUUUACACCAAGGGGAGGUCACUGGAACUCUUAGGGGUCAACUGCAGGUGUUGACUGGUCCUCUGGCUGUAGGGCGCAAGAAUUCAAAGAAGAGUUAUGAGCUUAUCGCAUUGGAUACGGAAUACCACGACCCCGAGUUGUGGCACCCAGAGUCACCGAAGUCGGAGCGGCGGGAGCGGCUGUCGGUACAACUGCCUAAUUUGGACACGGACCUUCCAGUGUAUGAGGUAAUAGAUAUGAACCCAGCAGCCGGUGGACGACAACAUAAGGGUACCAAGAGUCCUGCUGACCGUCCACCAGCGCUCCUACCUCGCCCGGUGCAAGAGGAAACUCAGAACUCCCGGUCCAAAACACAACCAUACAUGGGACAGGCCAGCCUCCAGACGAGACAAGUGUUACCAGCCAGUUCUACGUUACUUGGGUCAGAGGUCACAUCACACACCAGACCCCCAGACAUUCCACCCCCACCUCUUCCAAAGAAAAGUGGAGUAAUGACAUACCCGGACCAUGCUAUGAGGUACGACUCACUGAAGAGGCCCUCAAGUGUGACUGACUGGCUUUUAGGGCUGAGCCUGCCGGAAUACAUAGAGAGGUUCAUCAAAAACGGAUUCGACACUCUGCACUAUGUGACCAAUAUAAGUUCUGAUGAUCUCAAUGAGAUAGGCAUUGAUAACCCUGUGCACCAAAGUCGUAUCAUCAACAGUCUUCGGGACAUGAAGUGACAUCAUGUGACUGUACACAGAUGGCUGAUGACUAUCUAUAUAGUUAUAUGAAUCAUUCAUCAGUUGCCCUAUGUUUAACAUCCUGGGUAGCAUGGUAAAUAAAACUGUCUAGGUUUUAUCUUAUUAUUUUGGUUUGACCACAGAAGUUAUAUGAUAUAUAUGAGCUGCUGAUCUGUUCCAUAGCCUUGCUUCUCUUACAAUUCUCAUACAGAUAAAAUCUCAUUGCUAUAACCCAUUGGCUUAAUAAUACAAUUUUCUUUUUCAGAUUUUCUUUUGUUUGUUUUAGCACCAUUUGAGUAUAUUAUUUGAUUAUCAUUUUAUAGCUCCAUGACAUUGAUUUGUUAUUUUCAAUUCUAAUAUAGAUGAAAAUGUGAAAUAUUGACAUUUGACCUUUAUAUUAUUUAGUAAAGUUAUUAUUUUUGUAACAGUAUAUAUAAUUUACUUAGCUUUAUACUUCUGAUCACUACUGAAGAAAUUUGUGACCAGCUUCUGCUUUUUUGAAUCCUGGAAAAUUUUCCAGAUUGUAGAAAUCUGAAACUUUUUUUACCAAUUUCUUUUUCAUAUUUAAUCUCUGAAACUUGUUAUUUCAGACGUUAACUUAUUCACCCCUGAAGACACAUUUGAGCUCUUCCAAUUCAAAGGUUGGAAUAGUUCAUUACAAAAUUUCUUGGGUGAAUGAGUUAAUGUGUUUGGACUGAUGGUGUUCCCCUGUAUAUAUUUCUAAUGGGAAGUCCUUGGAUUAUCUGUCCUGAAUUACAUAUGCCCACAGCUUGACCUUUAACCCAGGCAGUGUACAUAUCAUUAGGGUAACCAAGUGACCAAUAGGAAUGGAAAGAUUUUAACCAAUCAUCUAUAGAUGUAACAUUUUUGAGAAGUUUAGCAGUGAUCAAUUCAAUACAUUCCCCAAGGAAACUCUCAAAUUCAGGAGUGACUUUCUAGACCUAUAGGAUAUUAUUGCCAGCUUUUUUUACUGUUUAAUUACUAAAUCUGUAUUAAACCUUAUCACAUAUCGAGUCAAAAAAUCUGUAGUCAGUACAGGGUUACUUUCGUUUCAGUGAAGAAACAUUUCCUUCAAUAGUCACUACUACACAUGUAUUACAAUAAUUAUCAUAAACUAAGAGAUAUCUCAAAAUGUCCCAUUUGUCACAAGUAAACCCAUUUAAGAUGAUUUAUUUAUUUAUACCUCCUAUACAAAAUACUCUGUUUUAAUGUUUAUCUCGAAGUUAUAUCAAUAUCAAUAUACGUCAAUGUAAUAAAGAUGGAAUAAUAUUAUAAAUAUGAAUCACAGAAUCAUCUAGACCACUGAAUUGAUUAAAAUGAUUGAUGUGUAUUUUCUUAAAACAAGAGAUGUUUUAAUAAUUGUCAGCUCUGUAUAAAAUAUCCACAAAAUAACAGUAUUUUCAUAACAUGUAAAUUUCAGUUUUUCAUCUUUUUCUUAAUCCAUUUCAUUGCUUCCAACACAUGGCAAUUUUGGAUAAUUUUGUGAGUUCAUUUUGAAGACAUUUUCCACAAUUGGGAAAAUUGGACAUGUAUUAUUUAUGAAUUUGUGCAGAAAGUACUGAUAUUUGUAUGCUUAAUGACAUAGCCAGUUUUUGUCUUCAAGUACCAUGUACAUGUCUUACUUUAAAAGAAUUGAAUUCUUUCAUACAAUUGGUGUUUAGAAACUGCUGAUGGCAUGUAUCAAGGUACCACUGUGGAUGGUACCGUCUUAUAGGUAUUAAGAUUUAAUAUAUUUGUAACCUUAAACAGAUGUUGAAAUUUAAAUCUUUGUCAGGUUUAACAUGCUAACAAUUAUUUCUAUGUGAAAAUGUCUAAAGCUGUUUCGUGUCAUCAUAUAUGUGUGUUCUAUUUUGAUAAAUUUAUUAUUAUAUACAUUUUUAUUUUAUUGUUUCAUGCGUAUGAAAUUUGCCAUAGUGCUUUUAUGCUAUGUAUAAAUGAUAUAGCUUACUGAUGUGUAUAUCUACUCUGACUGUUAAUUCAGAGCGACAUGUCACCCUGGACACUCCAGGGGUUACGCUCACCCCUGGAAUAUGUCAUU